Molecule: messenger RNA, 1854 nt
Organism: Trametes versicolor FP-101664 SS1
Lineage: Eukaryota; Fungi; Basidiomycota; Agaricomycetes; Polyporales; Polyporaceae
Product: RNA-binding domain-containing protein
Exons: 7
Coding region: 28-1698 (556 amino acids)
Cellular component (GO): cytosol
Molecular function (GO): mRNA binding
Source: RefSeq, a predicted model, not a curated record
CCCCUCCCUCCUCCUUACCCUUUCGCAAUGGCCAAAGCUGCAGAGAAGAAGGUUGAUAAGAAGGCCGCGAAGGACAAGUCCGCGAAGAAGGCUGCGCCCUCUCCCGCAAAAGCGGCAGCGCCGAAGCCCAUCUCUUCCGCAGAGAUUCUCAAGAAGGCAAAGGAGCAGGCCAAGACGAAAUCCAAGGGCAAGAAGGCAGAGAGCAGCAGCGAGGAGUCGUCAGAGUCUGAGUCUGAGGAGGAAAAGCCCAAGGCUAAGGCCAACGGCAAGGCGGCUGUCAAGGCCAAGGCCACUGUCCAGGCCAAGGCAAAAGCAGUGAGCUCGAGCUCCGAGUCCGAGUCUUCUGACUCUGACUCUGAGAGCGAUGCUCCUGCUGCCAAAGCCAAGGUAAAGGUCGCAGCGAAGGCCGCGUCAAGCUCCAGCGAAGAGUCCUCCGACUCCGAGUCUGACGAGCCCGCCGUCGCCCCUAAGGCCGCUGCCAACGGCAAGAAGGUGGUGCCUGCUGCCAAGGAGAGCUCUUCCGAUGAGGAGAGCAGCGACUCGGACUCCGAGUCUGAGAAGCCCAAGGCUGCUCAAGUGAAAAAGGCGGCCGCCAAGAAGGACUCUUCGUCAUCAGACGAGAGCUCCUCCGAGGACGAGGCUCCCGCUAAGGCGAAGGCCACCCCGGCUUCUGCCAAAAAGGCUGCUCCCGCGGCCAAGGCCACUCCCGCCAAGAAGGCCGACUCCAGCAGCUCUGAGGAAGACUCUGAGUCUGGGUCGGACUCUGAUGAUGAUGAUGACGAGGACGUUGAGAUGGCGGAUGCUUCGGCGGCACCUGCAAAGGGCAAGCGGAAAGCUGAGGAUGAUUCGGCUGCGCCUGCUAAAAAGGCCAAGGUGGCGAAUGGCGACGCUGCUGCUGUUGAGGAGGAGGGCACAAAGAGCAUCUUCGUCGGAAGGCUCUCAUGGAACGUGGACAACGACUGGCUCGCCCAGGAGUUCGCCGAGUGCGGAGAGGUCAUCUCCGCGCGCGUGCAGAUGGAUCGCAACACGGGCAAGUCUCGCGGAUUCGGCUACGUCGAGUUCGCGACGACCGAGGCCGUCGAGGCCGCGCUGUUGUUGAACGGGAAGGAGAUUGACGGCCGCCCUGUCAACAUCGACAAGAGCGAGCAGAAGGACAAGGGCGCAGCGCGCGAGAAGCGGGCAGAGAAGUUCGGAGACAGCGCGAGCGAGCCCUCCGCUGUGCUCUUCGUUGGCAACCUGAGCUGGGAUUGCACUGAGGACCAGGUGUGGGAGGUGUUUGGCGAGCACGGCGACGUUAAGAGCGUCCGUCUCCCCACCGAUCGCGAGACUGGCCGGCCCAAGGGCUUCGGCUACGUCGAGUUCACGGACAUUGAGACCGCGAAGAAGGCAUUCGAGGGUCUUUCGGGCACGGAGGUUGCUGGACGUCCCAUUCGUCUUGACUACUCCCAGCCCAGGGAUAACAGCGGCGGCGACCGUGGCGGCUUCCGCGGCGGUCGCGGUGGUGGACGCGGCUUCGGCGACCGUGGUGGCGGCGGCUUUGGCGGCCGUGGUGGUGGCCGCGGUGGAGGCCGUGGCUUUGGUGGCGACAGGGGACGCGGUGGAGGUCGCGGCCGCGGUGGCGACCGUGGUGGACGUGGCCGUGGUGGCCCCCGCACCGGUGGCAUCGUCCCCGCCGAGGGCAGGAAGACGACGUUCUGAUCUUCUCCAAGUGACCUAUUCUGCUUCUCCUCGAUGCUGUCCAUGCCUGUCUUGUGCUUGUGUAUGCUCUUAUCCCAUGUUCACUCGAUGUAGUUACGGCUUGCUUCUCGUAUAACAUCUCAAUUCAAUCACAUAUGGACUCCAUGAACGUUUAAC